AACACCUCAGCGACCAAAGCAUCUUGUGUGUAUUUCUCUCUAUACUUUGCAACAAUCCCUUUGUUUUUCCAGUGUUGUCAGAGGUCUAAGCGAGGUGUGCGUGGAUUCGGCGGAGGAGGCCUACGCAGUGUACAGGACAUGCAGGGAAGCACAGGAGGCCAAUGAAGCGUUACGGAGCUGCUGUUCAAUACUCUUCACAUUGACGGUGGAGUGGAAAGUCCACGCGGGUGAGGUGGACUUGCAGGUAUGCCGCAGCAGACUGCAGCUGUUCAACCUGGUAGGAGGAGCCUGCAGGACAGACCCCACAGGGCUGACGUUAUUGGGGUGCUCUCCAGGGUCAACCCACUGUUGGCGGCCGUGGAUCAAACCCCAGGCCAAGUCACGCAAACACACCCGCUCUUGCCUUGCCUGCUACGUGACGCACUAACAGGAAGUAGCAGGACCACGCUCAUCUACUUCAUCCAACCCCAAGGUGACAUGGACGGCGAGACUCCGUCUGCUUUGUCCUUGGCCAAAAAAGUCCAGCGUCUGUCAACAAAGGCCGCGGCGUGCUGCUGGCGUCCUGGUGAAACCGAGCGAGAGAUCCGAGGCUGCGUUACGACGCUGAGGCGUGUGAUGAUGGCGGAGACAGGAAGUGAGGCGUGCGAGGAUACGCUCAGGCUGGCUGAGCUUGUACAAAACCUGCAGAUUGUCAAAGACCAGGCGUGGGAGCGGAGGAGGAAAGAAUCAGAGAGGAUUCAAUUUAAGCUCGGUCGCAGCAGAGAGAGUUGGGACACCGUGAAAGUCUUACAGGAAGAGCUGAGGCAGGAAAUGGAAGCUCUCAUCAAAGAAGACAGAGCGAGUGUAGAAAAAGUCCAGGAGCGAAUAACCAAGAUCCUGCAAGUGAGGGAAUGUCUCCGAGAGAAGAACACCGCUGCAAUUAAGUGUGACCUCUGCCUGCAACUGGAAGGGCACCACGCACCCGGGCGUAGGAGGCAAGUGAAGGAACUCGGCAGGAGAUUAAUUCAGCGGGAGGUGGAGAAGAUGGAGAAAGACUUGGCAAAGGAGCAGCUUCCAAGUCAUGGAGUGCAGAGAGAUCUGCUGGUGCUGAGCAGAGAGAGGCAGGUUCUGGUGCUGCAGAUGGAGACCCUCAGAGCUGAGGCCCAGCAGGCCCAGAAAGACCUGCAGGACCAGAAUGAAGUGCACCAAAGGGAGAUGCAGCACCUGAGGGAAGAAAGCCUGCAGGUGUUGAAGAGCUUCCAUGAGUCAAGCGAGGAUGUGAGGAGGAUGUCAGAGUUGAGAUACAGAAGUGUUCUCCUGGAGGCGGUGCAGGAUGCCGUCUAUCUGUCUGCUCAGAACCAGCAGCUGCAAGCUGACAACAAACAACUGCUUCACGCUCUGGGAGAGUUGAAGGACACGCUAACCAAGAGAAGUCUUCACAACUCUGCAUUUCCCCUAAAACAUGACUGACAUCACAUCAAUGACCAUAAACAUAUAUCAACAUUUUCAGACAUUUUAACUGGGCUGACACCCGCUUAUCAUUUUAAUGAACAUAUUUUUGGUUCCUUUAAUAGUUAAAACAAAUUUACAUUAUUGCAAUCAGUUGAUAAAACAUUGUCCUUUACAAUUAUAAAAGCCUUUUAAAAACAUGUACUACUCUGCUAGCAUGUCAGCAGACUGGGGUAGAUCCUGCUGAAAUCUAUGUAUUGAAUGAAUACACAAUCCUUUUGAAUCGGAAAAAUAUCGUUUUUGAAUAGAAAAUUGCAUUGAAUCGGAAAAAUCGAUAUAUUAUCAAAUUGUGACCACAAGAAUCGAUAUUGAAACGGAACUUGGGACACCCAAGGAUUCCCAGCCCUAAUUAUAUGUAUAUAUAUAUAUAUGUAUAUAUAUAUGUAUAUAUAUAUAUAUGUGUGCAUAUAUAUAUAUAUAUAUAUGUGUGUGUAUAUAU
This is a messenger RNA of Nerophis ophidion (straightnose pipefish), 1927 nucleotides long. RefSeq names its product centrosomal protein of 290 kDa. The transcript has 11 exons. Bases 247 to 1449 code for a protein of 400 amino acids. Lineage: Eukaryota; Metazoa; Chordata; Actinopteri; Syngnathiformes; Syngnathidae. The record is from RefSeq and is a predicted model, not a curated record.